Messenger RNA from Ciona intestinalis (vase tunicate), 4505 nucleotides. The record is from RefSeq and is a predicted model, not a curated record. NCBI's taxonomy places the organism in Eukaryota, Metazoa, Chordata, Ascidiacea, Phlebobranchia, Cionidae.
ACAGCAUAAUAACACGUCUAUAUUUAAAACAGCAAUUCUACCAAGUUGUGGUGGACACACAUUUUAAAUAUACUGUAUUGGUAAUUAGAGCAAGCAGGUUGAAACAAAUUAAUCGUUGGCAAACAAACAAUUUCAACACGAUGAGAACUAGUUUAAGAGAGAUGUACAUUUGUGCUUCUAUGAUUGUAAUAUUAUGUGCGAGUAUGAUAUCAGCCCAGAAUAUAGAGACGAGGGAAUUUCAUUCACUUUCUCCAAUAAAAUCCGAUUCAGCUGUGAUUCAUUUUGGAGCAUCCGUGGUGAUUAAAACAUCACCAAUGAAGUCAAUAGCUUACGUUGGGGCACCAGCGGACGGGAACAAAAACGGGUCAGUCUACAAAUGCUCAUUUAGUGGGAAAUCGUACGGAAACACGUCCUGCUCGAAGGACAUUUCGUUUGAUAACAACGCUGCGAUUGGAAUGUCUAUUGGGGCUGACAGCAGCUUUUCUAACCUCUAUAUAUGUGGGAACCAACACACAACAAGCUGCCCGACCACACCGCUGCAAAAACGAAUGGUCGGGGCUUGUUAUAAAAAGCCAAUGACGUCAUCCACUGCAACAAUGUUUAAAACCCCUUGCGUUCCAGGAUGCCCUAAGAUAAUUCUGAUCGCGGAUAUAAUGUUUGUUUUGGACGAUUCUAGUAGUGUUGACGAUACGGCAUUUAGAAGUGCUUUGAAUUGGAUAAUACAAGUCGUAUCAUACUUUAGUUCCUAUAUCGAUAGCGGUGAUUUGCGAGUGGGCGUGUAUGGCUUUAGCAACGACGAUCACAGAAGUGGAAUUCGCAUAGGUUUGCGAAAAUGGACAUCUGCAACUCUUAAAAAACAAAUAGGGGAGCUUCUAAACGUAAAGUCGACAGGAGCCGGCACAUAUAUUUCACAUGCGAUUAAGGAAACCGUAAAAGUGUUUGAAGCUAACGGGCGAAAAGGUAUUUCGAAAGAAAUUAUUCUGUUGACAGACGGAGGUGCAUCUGAUUGGUGGUUGCUUAAAGGUGAAGCUGAUACAGCAAGGGACAAAGGCAUCGUCCUUGUAUCUGUCGGUGUUGGAACAUCUGUAAAUAACGACCAACUGUUGGCGAUUGCGGGUAACAAAUCUCGGGUCUUUCAGGCGACUGACUACAACACUCUUGAUGAAGUGGUUAACAACGUUGUGUCUACGAUUGAUGCAAUAAAGAUUACUGUCAAUCUUGAAGGACAAAACGCUAACAGCACGAACAAACUUGCCGAAUGCCAACUUGGGAGCGCAUCUCAUAUUACAAAGAACAACAAGAUGUAUGUUGGGGCGGUUGGUUCGUACGAUAGAGCAGGAACUGUGGUUGAUUACAGCGCUUCUGCAGGAAGCGUAUCAACACAAUACACCGCGGUAUUAAACGAAACGGAUUACGCUGCAUUAGCGGGGUCGAAAAAUCAUUCCAACAUCGCUAAUUCAUAUUUAGGUUAUUCUGUUACAAGUGGACUUUUCUUUGGCGGUAACAUUGAAUACGUGGCGAGUGGUGCUCCGGCACAUGAAUCAAAAGGAAUGGUCGUAAUAUACAAGUCAGAUAAUGUAACUGGAUUCCCGCCCAAAUAUCUUUUGUUUUUACAUCCGAGUGAGACGUCGGGUUUGUGGCAGUUAGGAGCUUAUUUUGGACAUUCUGUUUGUGCUGUCGACAUCAAUAAGGAUUCCUUCGACGACUUAAUUGUUUCAGCGCCGUUAUUUAAUGACAUGAAUGGUUACGAUCAAGGAAGAGUUUUUGUUUACAUAAACAACAAGGAAGGACCGCAGGAAUGGACUUCUGAGUCAUACCGCCCACAAUCACUCAGUGGAUCAAACGCAAAAGGAGCUCGAUUUGGAAUGUCGGUUGCAGUGGUUGGUGACGUAGAUUUAAACGGAUAUGACGACAUAGCAGUGGGAGCACCAUCGGAAGGAGGAACAUCAUUGGACACCGGUGUUGUAUAUGUUUAUUAUGUGUCCUUUCAAGGAAUCAGUGAAACAAGAAAACAGCGAAUUGUUGGUAAGUCAGUUAUAUCAUCACUUCGUAACUUCGGCAAUGUUGUAACUCCAAGCAGCAGCUUCAGUAACACAGAUGUGGACAACAACGGGUAUUCUGAUAUUGUAAUAUCAGCAUCUUCCAGCGAUAGAAUUAUUAUCUUACGAGCUCGACCGAUUGUCAAAGUUCGAACACAAAUCACUUUGAAUCCUCCAUCUAUCGACUUAAUCAACUGUCUCAGUAAUUCAUCAGCUCCUUGUACGAGUGUGACGGUGUGCUUAACUGCAUUCUACACGGGUGAUCAAGUCUUAACAUCACCAGCACAUCUGAACGUAACGGUAGAUCUCGACUCAAAAUUUGGAAAUCCUGCAAGCAAACGACUUGUGCAUUCGGGCACUACCUUCCCUUCAAAAACUUUCAUCUUCAACGCAACUUCUGUAAACAGCUGUGUAGAUUUGCAGGUUCAUCUUAGCAGUUCGCAUUUUACAUCUGUGUCAGCAAAACAAGAAACAUUAGAUCCACCCCAAGUUAAAAUGACGUACGAUUAUAUCGAUUCUCACAAAAACACAAUUAUGUCCAACGUGCUGGAUCCGGUUACUUCUAAGGUAUACACUGCUGACUGGUCGUUUCAUAAGAAGUGUUCUGGGUUAAAUGGAAGCAAGUGCAGUCAUGACUUAAAAGUGGAAACAACUUAUUCCGUACAACAACUCGGGCAGCCUUUAAUUCUUGGUUCAAAUCCUGGUCUCAUAUCAAUCAAUGUAACGAUCACCAAUCUAGGUCCCGACCAUUCCUAUUUUACAAGGGUUAACGUGACAGGGAAUCUUGAUUUAAACAAGGUAUCAGGCUCUUGUGUUACACUGCUGCCUGUGCAACACACGAACACAACCACCGUUAGCUACAAGGCCUCUGUUUCUAGUGUUCUGGAUGUCAUGGUCAAAGGUGUAUCGUGUAACUUCUUGUUGGAAUAUUCUCUUCUCUCGCUAACGCAAACAUCAGAAACAAAAGAAAUUCUAUUAAAUGGGAUUGUCUACUCAAAUGUCAAUUCAAACCUAACGUUCGACCCUGACAUGACGAACAACGUUUUCGAAUAUCGCAAGACAGUUUUAUACGCUACAACUUUACGGCAAACCAGCGAAUCGCAGCAGAGCGCCAUAUUUUACAAUCGGGUAGUUUCGAAGGAGGCAAAAAUACACAACUUGAGCAACUUGCAUUUGGGUGAAAAGGCAAACUUCAUCACCCAUAAACAUAUGAUCGACAACCGAGGACCAAACAUUGUUGCAAAAGCUUCUCUUGUGUUUACAUGGCCGAGGCAAAGCAAGGAAGGAUUACCACUGUUAUAUCUCUACCAUUUCCAAUGCUUGCCACUGAAAACAUGCAACUGCAGUGGAUUGAACAAAGUAAAUGAAUACGAGUUUGCAAUCAACAACGGAACAGGUGCGAGCUUGUUUACGCUUAACUACGAUUCCAAAGCAACAUUUCCUGCACAAACGACAUGUGAACACACAAACUGCGACUCCAUCACGUGUUCUAUCAACCAUCUGAAAACGUUUUCCAACGUAACAAUAAUAUCGUCGUUUAAAAUCUGGAUACCUUCCCUGUCCCAGCCAAACUUGGUAACAACAUUCUCCAGCCAUAUUCGAUUUAAUACUAUAGACUCGCCCGUUUACCCGCCUUCAAAUAAAACUACUAAGGCAACCACUAAAGUAUCUGCAUACGUUGCUCCAACCCCACCACCCGACCCCAACCAAGUUGAUACUGGGGCCGUGGUGGGGGCAGUGGUUGGGGGGUGUUCUCUGCUGAUCGUCACUGUUUUUGUCAUGUGGAAGGCUGGAUUUUUCGAAAGCAAGUAUGCUAAAAUGCGACAGGAAGCUGAACAAGAAGAAGCAGAAUCGAAAGAAAAAGGAGCACAAGAAAAAAAUAAAAGCGUGAAAGAUGGUGGAUCGAAAGAAAUAGAAGCAAUAUAAAGAUUUUAUUAUACUAUGGAUAAAGCCACAUAUUAUAUUUUUUGAUAACUGUACGAAUUGAAAUAAAAUUUAUUCUUAUUUAUAGACAGAAGGCAGCAUAAAAAUUUAUCAAACACCAACAAAAACUUCUCGUAUAUCAAAAUUAAAUUUAGUUAUCCAAUAAUAAUGUGAGGGAGUGUGACGCUUUCGAUAGGGAAAUAUAGUAUAGGGUGGAGAGAGACGGGACGCUUUCAGCAUAUAAUAUACAAUCUCCUGAUCAUGUUUUAAACAAUUAACAACGGUCUAUGGGAGUUGUGAGGAUACGGUUUUAUGAUUUUACGAAUGUUUUUUGUUUACUACUAAAUGGGACGAGAAAAUAGAAUAAAAAGGUGUCCCAUUUUCCCCUAUCCUAAUAUACAUGAGCCCACCUCUUUACUACAAACUAGAAGAUGUAAUGGGAGCAACAACUUUGGUAAAAAUGGAGAGAUGACAGAAAGAGGAAUUAUCGAGUUUGAGUGAAAGGGUUGAUAAAUAAUAUGAAGGUGGGGGAAGAUAGGACAC